Molecule: messenger RNA, 2227 nt
Organism: Schistosoma rodhaini
Lineage: Eukaryota; Metazoa; Platyhelminthes; Trematoda; Strigeidida; Schistosomatidae
Source: the annotation of a GenBank genome assembly
AUGAAAGAUGCGUUACAUGGCUUGUACACAUUUUCUUUCUUACAGUUAGGAAUUAUUCACCACAGACCAAAAUCAUAUAAACUUCAAACAUCUUUAUUUCCACUUAUGGUUACUUCUAUAUCUGCUGAAGAAUUUCAACGUUUUCAAUCUCAAUUACUUGAUUUACGUGAAGCACAAAUUAUAGCAAAUGAUGCAAAAUUACGUGCAGAAAAACGUAUUAAACAAUUAGAAGAAGAAUUAAUCUAUACACAAUCAGCAUUAACUAAUGCUCAAUCUACAUUUUCUAAUAGUAAUAUACAUUUAGAAGAAUUAAAACAAGAGAAUAAAUUAUUACGUGAUAAAUUAUUGAAUACUGAAUCAUCAUUUCAAUUACAAUCAUCUACAUUAAAAGCUGAAUGUUAUCGUUUGACUAAUGAAUUAGAUAAAUUAUCACAACAAUUAUCAUCUAAUCAUAUAGAUACUACUUAUACUACUAAUAGUAGUAGUAGUAGUCGACAAGAUGAUAAAAUUCAAUGUUCAAAAUCUUGUCAAACAAUUAUCAUUACCUUCCAUCAUCAAUCAAUUCAAACUGAUAAUAAUGAUAAUAUAAAUCAAGAAAUUCCUACAUAUCUAAUUGAAAAUAUAGAAAAUCUUACAAAUUCAAUAAAACAAGCUAAUUCAACACAUGAUAAAUUAAAACAAACCAUUGAAUAUUUAAAUCAUAAAGUUGAUGACCUUGAAACUCAAUUAUCAUUGGACAUUUUAAAUUAUCAACAAACUAUUGAAAAAUUAACUAAUGAAAAUAAAACAUUAUUAAUUGAUUUAAAUAAAUCUCAAGAUCAAUAUAAUCACUUGGUGACAAUUGAAAAUGAAUUACGUAAUCAGAUAGUGAUUAUAAAACGUCGUAGUGAAAAAUUAAAUUAUGAAUUAAGACGUCAAUUAAGUCGAUUUAUACGUAAUCAACAACAAAAUAGUGAUAUUGAAUUAUCAUCAUUUAUAAAAUUAAGAAAAAAUUCAUUACAUUCAUCAUCAUCUUCAUUAUCUAGUAAUAAUAAUAAUAAUAAUAAUAAUAAUAAUAAUAAUAAUAAUAAUAAUAAUAAUAAUAAUAAUAAUAAUAUAAUCUUAGGUACUUCAGCGACUGAUGGAAUAUCUAAUGAAGUUAUAAAUGAUUCAAUAAUGAAUGAUAAAUCAUCUAAUGUUUCUAUGAUGAAAAAAAAUAGCAGCGGUGGUUUUCAUGAAAUGCCUCAAGGAUUUUUUUCAACAGCUGAUUUUAAAGCCAUAAUCGAUCGAAUGUCAGAAGUUCAAGAAGAAAAUUGUACUCUUCGAAGAUGUAAAAAACGUUUAGAAGCAGAUUUAAUGGCUAAAAGUAGAGUUAUACAAAAAGGAUUAGAUAAUUAUCUUCAAUCUCCAUUACUUUAUCAUGGUAAUAAUGACGGUAUCACUGUUACUACUACCUCAAUAUCAACUCCAGCAGUAUCCUCAAGUCAGUAUCGAUCAGUUCCGUCAAAUAUCUCACCGUAUACGCCUACAACUAUUUCAUCGUCAUCAUCAUCAUCAAAUUUCCCCAAUUCAACAACAUGGUUUCCAUUCUUAAAAAAUCUCACCUUAACAUCAGAUUCAUCAACAUUAACAUCGUCGUCAGCAUCAUUAUCCAGUGUGAAUAUACAAACAGUUAAUCGAUUAAAACUCAUGUGUGAACAAUUAAUGACAGAGAAUAUUGAAUUAAAAGAGAAAUUACAAAGUAUACCAUAAUCAAUUUAUGUCCUGAUCCCAAUAGAUAAAUAAAAUUGUGUAUAUGUGUGUGUUUGUAUGUAUGUAUAUAUAUAUGUAUAAUUCCAAUGUUGUUGUCGUGAUUGUAUGUUUUUAUUUACUUUUCGAUGCUUUUGAACUUUGAGUGAUCUUCUUUUACUUUCUUGUUACUUAGAUCUCAUUAUUGAUUUAUUGUUUCUAUGGUGGAAAAACACAGAUUAUUUACUUACUUUAAAAUAAAAUCUAAUUUCUGUCUUCUUUUUUUAAAACAAUGUGUAUCUUUGUAACUUGGUUCUGUUAACAAAUAAGAGCCCUAGUGUUUAGAUAAUUUGUACAAUAAAAGGAAAGAAUCUCUGUAAGUAAUAUGUACUAUUUUUUGUUUGUUUUAAUUUGAGAUUAUUUUAUUUUGUGUGUGUGUGUCUCGGUGAUAUAUAUAUAUACACUCACACACACACGUGCACGUAUAUACAUAUAAAUAUAUAUAUAUAUAUAUAUAUAU